Messenger RNA from Manihot esculenta (cassava), 2119 nucleotides. RefSeq names its product apyrase 2. NCBI's taxonomy places the organism in Eukaryota, Viridiplantae, Streptophyta, Magnoliopsida, Malpighiales, Euphorbiaceae. The transcript has 9 exons. Gene Ontology annotation, biological process: nucleoside diphosphate catabolic process. The record is from RefSeq and is a predicted model, not a curated record. Bases 424 to 1851 code for a protein of 475 amino acids. Gene Ontology annotation, cellular component: membrane. Gene Ontology annotation, molecular function: nucleoside diphosphate phosphatase activity.
AACUUGCCGCGCCUCGCCCAUAACUUCCUCUUUCAUUCUCCUAAAACAAAUAACUGAUUAAUCCCAUCCUAAGCUGAACACCAACUGCCACCCUCCCCACCGUAAUACGACAUUGUCGUUUCAAAUUCAUUUCUCCAUCAUUUCAUUUUCUGCACCCGAAUAUCUUUUCUUGCUUUUUCUUCUCAUCGCCACAAUUCAUCCCUCAAUUCAUUUUUCACGUAAUAUUUUAAUAAACAAGGAGAGCUGGAUCCAUCACAGGAACCAGCGCAGUCCUUGAAGGCAACCGCCGCGGCCAACGGCCAGAUCCGUUAUCGCUCCCCUUCCUCUGCUGAACUGAUCGAAACUGGCGCUUCAUCUGCCACUAUCACUUCUGCCGCCGCCGCCGCCACUUCUCCCACCCAUUCCGAUCACCUUCUCCACCAAAUGCCGUCCGAGAAGAUGAAGCGCCCGGUGCCUCGGCAUGAGUCCUUGUUCGAUAAGAUCCACAGGUAUCGGGGAGUCCUAUUUGUCAUUUCGAUCCCGCUCCUCUUGAUCGUAUUUGUCUUAUUCUUUAUGCCAAGUCGCUCUCCGGCUGCUGGCGUGGAGGAGUACGAGUUUAAUAACCGGAAGAUGUCGCCCAAUUUGAAGGAUGUAAAGAGAUACGCGGUUAUUUUUGAUGCGGGAAGUUCAGGGAGUAGAGUGCAUGUCUAUUGUUUUGAUAGAAAUAUGGAUCUUGUUCCCAUUGGCAAAGAUCUCGAGCUUUUUGUCCAGGUUAAACCAGGUUUGAGUGCAUAUGCAAGUGACCCACAUGCUGCAGCUAGUUCUCUUCUUUCCCUGCUUGAUAAAGCUGAAAGUGUAGUGCCCAAAGAGCAACGAUCAAAAACUCCUGUCAGAGUUGGGGCUACUGCAGGGUUGAGGGCAUUGGGAGUUGAGGCUUCUGAUAGAAUUUUGGAUGCGGUUAAGGAUCUUCUGAAAGAUAAGAGUAGCCUGAAAUCUGAGGUAGAUGGAGUAACUGUUUUGGAUGGGUCUCAAGAAGGUUCUUAUGAAUGGGUGACAAUAAAUUACCUAUUAGGAAAAUUGAGCGGACCAUUUUCUGAAACAGUUGGUGUGGUUGAUCUUGGUGGUGGAUCUGUUCAAAUGGCAUAUGCUAUCACUAAGGCAGAUGCUGAAAAGGCUCCAAGGGUAUCAGAUGGAGAGGAUUCAUAUAUAAAAGAAAUGCGUCUGAUGGAUACUGACUACUACCUUUAUGUUCACAGUUACCUUCACUAUGGUCUAUUGGCUGCUCGAGCAGAAAUUUUGAAAGUUUCUGAAGGUUCUGACAGUGCAUGCAUCUUGGCUGGUUAUGAUGGGGUUUACAAGUAUGGGGGAAUCAAGUAUAAAGCAUCAGCUGCUGCUUCUGGUUCAAGCUUUGAAGGAUGCAGGAGUUCUGCUCUGAAGGCUCUCAGAGUUAACGGCUCGGCAUGCACGCACAUGAAAUGCACAUUUGGUGGAGUAUGGAAUGGUGGAGGUGGGGAUGGACAAAAAAAUCUGUUCGUUGCUUCAUUUUUUUUUGACAGGGCUGCUGAGGCUGGUUUUAUCGAUCCUGCUCUACCUGUUGCCAAGGUUCAUCCUGCAGAUUUUGAGGAGGCAGCUAACCGCGCAUGUGAAACUAAACUUGAGGAUGCGAAAUCUGCAUAUCAACGUGUUGAGGAGGGUAACCUGCCAUACUUAUGUAUGGAUCUUGUUUACCAGUAUACAUUGCUUGUAGAUGGAUUUGCUCUUGAACGAUGGCAAGAAAUUACAUUGGUGAAGAAAAUCAAGUACCGGGAUUCCCUGGUUGAAGCUGCCUGGCCACUGGGCAGUGCAAUAGAGGCAGUGUCAUUAUCAACAUGAUUCUAAAAUUUGCAUCCUGUUUAAUCAGCGAGUGGAAAUUCAUGGCACUGGCACCUGGUUCCUCGCAUCUGCAGCUUGCAGCAGAUUUACAGAGUUAUAAAUGCUUGAGAAAUCACCAGCACGUGAAAUGGAAAUUGGGUUUUGGCCUUAUAUCACAGGAAUAAUGAGAAAGAAAUAGCUCCAUUUAUCAUCAUUCGUAAUUACGUUACAAAACGUUACGAUUUAUAAUUUUGGAGAGAAUGAUUCAAUUCAAUUACUUCAUUUUACC